This is a messenger RNA of Adineta ricciae, 1632 nucleotides long. The record is from the annotation of a GenBank genome assembly. NCBI's taxonomy places the organism in Eukaryota, Metazoa, Rotifera, Eurotatoria, Adinetida, Adinetidae.
AUGAACGAGAGCUCAACAGCUGUUGCUGUUAAAAUUUCUUCGAACCAAACGACACACAAUUCUGGUGAAUCAUAUGAUGAACAACUAUUGAAACGGAGCAAGAAUGUGGAUUUCGAUGUAGAAGCUUGGUACAAAAUCAUUAAAAAUGAAACAUUUCAUACGAAACUUCUUCCAAUAUCUCCAUCAUUAGCUCAAGCUUUCGUUAACUUCUAUCAAACACGUUUCAUGCUGAAAACUUCCUUAACUCUGCACGAUGUUGAACUUAUCCAGUCAAUGCGGCAUCAAUUGAAAGAACAGAUUUUCAAUUCGAAUCAUACAUUUUUCAUUCGUCUAAGUGCUCGAAGUCCAAAAGAUGGGAAACCUCUCGAUUCUGGAAAGAUCGGUGAAUUUUAUCAGGAAAAACUAAGUGAAUUACAAGCGAAAUAUCCGAAUGAAUAUCAAACAACCAAAGGCAAAGCAAAUAUCCAAACUAUUGCACUUUACUAUGCGCAGUUUCAUUCGUUGAAAUGUAUCUUAGGUGCGCGCAUCUGGCAUGAGACAUUAAAUAUUGAUUCACUGGCAGAUAAAUCGCUAUUUGAAUUUUACGAAGCACUUGCUCAUGUCACAUCAAAAUUUGUCGAUAAAGCUGAACGUUAUGAUUCGAAAAUCGUUUACGAUGAACUUUUCAAAGCGAGUCGUUUAGUUUGGUGGAUGGCUGCCUUUCAACUGCAACUAAGCCUGCCAUUGGAUUUUACUGACUCAAUGUUCGGUUACAACAUGCUCUAUCCUUAUACGGAUGACUUGGUCGAUUCGAAUGAUAUACCACGAGAAGCAAAAAAAGAUUUUGCUCAUGCAUUUCAUCAACGAUUACUUUUUGGCGAAUCGAACUAUGAUCCAAAGUCACAUUUCAAUGGUCAACAAUCGAACGCUGACGAAUUAGAUUUACCACCAUCGUUGAAACCCUAUGCUGAUCGUAUUGUAAAGAUAUUCGACAUGGUGAAAUUUAUUGAAAAUGAUUGGACGCGUGACGAGGAACACAGUGGAGUCUAUAUGAGCUUAGCGACUAUUCACGAUUGUCAAAUGAAAUCAACGUUGCAACAUGCUCGACCCAAAGAUGGUUAUGCACCAAAAAUGGCACUUAUUGAAGAGAUUAGUGCGCAAAAGGGUGGCGCAUCGAUAAUUGCUGCCGGGUUUCUCAUCGAAGGAAAAUUGACACGAGCACAAAUGGCAUAUUUAGAAUAUAUCGGUUUUGGUCUUCAACUACUCGAUGAUUUGCAGGACGUCGAAGAAGAUAUGAAGAAUAAUCAUCGAACGAUAUUUACCCAAUCGAUUGCUGACGGGCAAACAUUGGAUGCUCCUACAGCUCGUCUAAUACAAUUUUUAUACAGCAAAGAAGCCAAUACCAAAUUUGUGGAUAGUUAUCAUCCGAUAUCAGAUAAAAAAAAUGAACUGGAAAUCUUUCGUUAUAUUCAUGAUUCCAUGACUGUGUUUGGUAUAAUUCUCAUCUUAGAAGCUGCUGGUCGUCUAAAACGAUAUUAUUCGAAAGAAUUCUAUCGUGACUUGUCUAAGCGUGCACCAGUAACAUUUCGAAGUCUCAAAAAAGCACACAUUGAAAAGCAUAUGUGGUCGGUAUUCCGACGAAAUUGGUUUUAG